GUUGGUUUUCGGCCUGUUGUCGUUGGUUCGGGUCGAUGGUGGCCCUCAGCAAAUCUAUCACUUCUCGGAUCUUCAUUUCUGCCCGAUUUUGUUGCGUAGGAUUUCAGUGAAACUUUAAUUUUCCGAGGGCGAACCGAAAAUGUUAAAAAUAAAAAUUCAACAAGAUGCCUUUGCUUUUCACCCGCAAAUAAAUUUUACUUUACCACAUUUCUGACAGACGUCAGACGUGAUCGUACCGGGGAACUGUCAGAAAUUUAAUAGGUCAUCCCUCAUUUUUGGCUUGCAAUUUUUUUUUUGGCGGGAAAUAUUAAUUUUUGUUCAGAAUAAUUUAAAAAAUUCAAUGAAUGUUAAUUAAAUUAUUAAAAUCUACCAAAUAAGUAUUUUUAAACCCAAGAACCUUUUUUUAGUAGGAAAUUUCAAUGUCCAUCUUAGUUUUCGUUAUAUGAACAAACGGAACACGCCCCAAAUUGAUUAUACAACCUAACCUCAAAAAUAAACUAAAUCAAAUUUUUUUUUUUCUGGGAAAAUUUAAUUCUUUUCCAAAUAAAUUAUGGCUGACGAAGGUGAAGACCCCGUCAACGGAACUUCGGACGAGAACAGCGAAAAGUCCCAGCAAAAGAAACAAGCCAAAUACGAUAGUGGAGCGGCCGAUUUGGAAAAAGUCACAGACUAUGCGGAGGAAAAGGAAAUUUCCACGCAGGACGUUGCCAAUGCGAUUUCGGCCAUCGGGGAUAGACGGAAUCAGGCUGCGCUCGAAAAACAAGCCAGAGAAAAAGAACUAUUGAAGGUAUUAAUUAAAAAAGAAGACGUAGAUCUGAUAGUGAAAGAAAUGGAAAUUUCCAGGUCUAAAGCAGAAAGAACUUUAAGAGAAAAUCAUGGAAAUGUUGUCAAUGCCUUGAUAUCUUUGACCAAUUAAGACAAUUUAUAAUUAAAUAAUGUUUUUUAUUUAACCAACCCUACAAUAAACUAUUACAAAUAUUCUCUAUCCAUUGGCGUCUUUUUAGCUUUCUUGUCUCUAGCUCUGGGGAACCAUCUAUGUUUUGUAGUGUUUGUUAUACUCAUCAGUUCAGCUCUGGCUUGCUCUGGUGUUUUCUUGUUGAAAAUCGACAAUAGUUCCGGAGUAAGUUGGGUUUUUAGAACAGAAGGAUGUUCCUGUAUUUUUUCUUCUGGAAGAGGCUGUGUGCACUCAUAAGGGAUGUCUUUUUUCGGGUGCCAGGCCACUAGGGUCGAUCCGUCUGUUGUGCAAACAAUUUUGUGUUGCGAGGAAUAGGCUCGAUGGAUUUUUCUAGUUAGAUUUACUAUUCGGUUGUUCAUGGUUUCAAAUUUUUGAUUGGUUCACUUUCUGGAGUCCUGGAGAAACAAAAAAUUUAUAACCUCACUUUAAUUUCAUUUUUAAACAGUGUCUAGAACUAUCGAUGCUCGUCUUAUCGAUAUUGCGAGAUU
Messenger RNA from Ceutorhynchus assimilis (cabbage seed weevil), 1443 nucleotides. The record is from the annotation of a GenBank genome assembly. Lineage: Eukaryota; Metazoa; Arthropoda; Insecta; Coleoptera; Curculionidae.